Molecule: messenger RNA, 2883 nt
Organism: Fraxinus pennsylvanica
Lineage: Eukaryota; Viridiplantae; Streptophyta; Magnoliopsida; Lamiales; Oleaceae
Source: the annotation of a GenBank genome assembly
AUGGAGCAGCUGAAGACAAUUGGACGGGAGCUCGCAAUGAGCUCCCAAGGCGGUUUCGGGCAGUCCAAAGAGUUUCUUGACCUCAUCAAAUCCAUCGGCGAGACCCGAUCCAAGGCCGAGGAGGACCGCAUUGUUUUGCGCGAAAUAGAUACCCUCAAAGCCCGAUUAUCCAGCCCCAAUACUCCGAAAUUCAAACUCAAGGAGUAUCUAAUGCGUCUAAUUUAUGUUGAGAUGCUGGGCCACGACGCCUCGUUUGGAUAUAUUCAUGCUGUUAAAAUGACCCAUGAUGAGAGUUUGUCGUUGAAGAGGACUGGUUAUUUGGCGGUGACUUUGUUUCUGAAUGAGGAUCACGAUUUGAUAAUUUUGAUUGUGAAUACGAUACAGAAGGAUUUGAGGAGCGAUAAUUAUUUGGUGGUUUGUGCGGCUCUUAAUGCCGUGUGUAGGUUGAUUAAUGAGGAGACAAUACCUGCUGUGUUGCCGCAGGUUGUCGAGCUCUUGGGGCAUCAGAAAGAGGCAGUGAGGAAGAAGGCAGUGAUGGCUCUCCACAGGUUUUAUCAGAGGGCACCGGGGUCGGUCUCCCAUCUCAUUUCCAAUUUCCGUAAGAGGCUUUGUGACAAUGAUCCGGGUGUUAUGGCUGCAACUCUUUGCCCUCUUUUUGACCUUAUUACGAUUGAUGUUAAUUCUUACAAGGAUUUGGCGGUUAGUUUUGUCAACAUUCUUAAGCAAAUAGCUGAACGCAGACUGCCAAAGAGUUAUGAUUAUCACCAGAUGCCUGCUCCAUUUAUUCAGAUCAAGUUAUUGAAGAUUCUAUCACUAUUGGGUAAUGGAGACAAAAAGUCCAGUGAACAAAUGUAUACCAUUUUAGGCGACAUAAUGAGAAAAUGUGAUGCGGAUAGUAAUAUUGGGAAUGCUGUUCUUUAUGAGUGCAUAUGCUGUGUUUCCUCAAUACAUCCCAACCCGAAGUUACUUGAAUCUGCCGCAGACACCAUUUCAAAAUUUUUGAAGAGUGAUAGUCACAAUUUAAAAUAUCUUGGAAUUGAUGCUCUUGGUCGGUUGAUAAGGAUAAGCCCAGAAAUUGCAGAACAGCACCAACUGGCGGUCAUUGAUUGCUUAGAGGACCCAGAUGAUACCCUGAAGCGCAAGACAUUUGAUCUGCUUUAUAAAAUGACAAAGUCAUCAAAUGUAGAAGUCAUAGUUGAUCGUAUGAUCGAUUACAUGAUAAGCAUCAAUGAUCAUCAUUACAGAACUGAAAUAGCGUCGAGAUGUGUUGAACUUGCAGAGCAAUUUGCACCAAGCAAUCAGUGGUUUAUACAGACCAUGAAUAAGGUUUUUGAGCAUGCGGGGGACCUAGUGAAUACUAAAGUUGCACAUAACUUGAUGCGGUUGAUUGCUGAGGGAUUUGGAGAGGAUGAUGAUACUGCAGAUAGUCAGCUCAGAUCAUCUGCUGUGGAGUCAUAUCUUCGAAUUAUUGGUGAGCCAAAACUUCCGUCUACCUUUCUUCAAGUCAUUUGCUGGGUCCUGGGGGAAUAUGGAACUGCAGAUGGGAAGUAUUCUGCCUCAUAUAUCACUGGGAAGUUAUGUGAUGUGGCUGAGGCACAUUCAACUGAUGACACUGUCAAAGCAUAUGCGGUAACAGCACUCCUGAAGAUAUAUUCGUUUGAAAUAACAGCUGGGAGAAAAGUGGACACGCUACCUGAGUGUCAAUCCUUGAUUGAAGAAUUAUUGGCCUCCAACUCAACAGAUUUACAGCAGCGUGCUUAUGAACUUCAAGCAGUCAUUUGCUUGGAUGCUCAUGCAGUUGAGAACAUUAUGCCAAUGGAUGCAAAUUGUGAAGACAUUGAGAUUGACAACAACCUUUCAUUUCUUGGUGCUUAUGUCCAAGAAUCACUGGAAAAGGGAGCUCAGCCAUAUAUUCCGGAGGAUGGACGCUCCGAAUUGUCAAACAUUAGUAACUUCAGAAGCCAAGAUCAUGAAUCUUCAACACACGCUCUUAGGUUUGAAGCCUACGAGCUUCCUAAAUCCUCAGUACCACCAAAAGUUCCUUCAGUACUGUCAUCCUCAGCUGAACUUGUUCCCAUACCUCAGCCAUCUUAUGUUGCAGAAGUCCACCAACCUGCUACAUCUGCCCUAAAGGUCUCUGGUUCAGGCUCAUCAGAACUCAAGUUACGACUAGAUGGUGUUCAAAAGAAAUGGGGCCGUCCUGCUUUCUCCUCUACCACACCAUCUCCUUCAAGCAGUGAUAACUUUGGAAGUAAUAAUGGGACAACUCAACACGAGUCAAUAAGCAGUACAAAGUUGAAAGUGCACGAUGUCUCUUAUGAUUCAAGGAAGCAGCAACCUGAGGUUUCAUCAGAAAAGAAAAAAUUGGCUGCUUCUCUUUUCGGAGGAGCAUCAAAAUCUGACAGAAAACAAUCUUAUUCUGGCCAGAAGGUUUCAAAGACUAACAGUCAUGCUGCAGACAAGUCUAAUAUAACAGAGGCUACUAGUUCGUCUGAUAUUGCUGCUGUAAAAGCAACAUCCCAACCACCUCCAGACUUGCUAGACUUGGGUGAACCAACUGUUACUAGUAGUGCACCGUCUGUAGAUCCUUUCAAGCAAUUGGAAGGUCUUCUGGAUCUAACACAAGACACGACCAAUCUAAGUUCCAGCGAAGUUAGCAUGCCUAAUGCACCUGAUCUUAUGUCUAUCUAUGCAGACAUGUCUUCUAGUAGCCAGAGUACUACUGUUGCCCCACCUCCAAAUGUGACCAAAACACAUCUGGCAAAACAACCAAGCAAGGGACCAAAUGUUCAAGAAUUUUUGGAGAAGGAUGCACUUGUAAGGCAAGUGGGUGUGACCCCAUCUGGUCAGAAUCCCAACUUAUUCAAGGAUUUGCUCGGCUAG